Gallus gallus (chicken) is the source of this 2141-nucleotide messenger RNA. It is a transcript of the gene SRM, whose product is annotated as spermidine synthase. Gene Ontology annotation, biological process: spermidine biosynthetic process. Gene Ontology annotation, molecular function: spermidine synthase activity; S-adenosylmethionine-dependent methyltransferase activity. NCBI's taxonomy places the organism in Eukaryota, Metazoa, Chordata, Aves, Galliformes, Phasianidae. Gene Ontology annotation, cellular component: cytosol. The coding region runs from base 127 to 1011 and encodes 294 amino acids. The transcript has 8 exons. The record is from RefSeq and is a predicted model, not a curated record.
GUGCUCGGCUCCCGCGCCGGCGGGGUCAGGCGGUGCGCGGGGUAGGGCCGGGGCUGGGGGUGCGGGUAGCGGUGCGGGUAGCGCCGGGCCCGGCAGGGCGGCGUGGGGUGGCGGGGCCGGACCGGGAUGGAGCGCGGCGCGGCGGCGCUGAUCCGCGAGGGCUGGUUCCGCGAGACGUGCCGGCUGUGGCCGGGGCAGGCCAUGUCGCUGCAGGUGGAGGAGCUCCUGCACCACCAGCGCUCCCGCUACCAGGAGAUCCUCGUCUUCCGCAGCACCACCUACGGCAACGUCCUGGUCCUGGACGGGGUGAUCCAAUGCACGGAGCGGGACGAGUUCUCCUACCAGGAGAUGAUCGCCAACCUGCCGCUCUGCAGCCACCCUGACCCUCGCAAGGUGCUCAUCAUCGGCGGCGGCGACGGCGGAGUGCUGCGAGAGGUGGUGAAGCACCCCACCGUGGAAUCCGUGGUGCAGUGCGAGAUCGAUGAGGAUGUGAUCCAGGUAUCUAAGAAAUACCUCCCUGGGAUGGCAGUGGGGUAUUCCAGUGCUAAACUGACCCUGCACGUCGGAGAUGGUUUUGAAUUCAUGAAACAGAAUCAGGAAGCCUUUGAUGUGAUUAUCACGGACUCAUCUGACCCCAUGGGUCCUGCAGAAAGCUUAUUCAAGGAAUCCUACUACCAGCUGAUGAAGACAGCCCUGCGAGAAGAUGGGAUUCUCUGCUGCCAAGGUGAGUGCCAGUGGCUGCACCUGGAUCUCAUUAAGGAGAUGCGUCAGUUCUGCAAGUCUCUGUUCCCUGUUGUGGAAUACGCCUAUUGCACCAUCCCUACAUAUCCCAGCGGGCAGAUUGGCUUCAUGCUCUGCAGCAAGAACCCAAACACAAAUUUCCGAGAGCCUGUGCAGCAACUCUCACAGCAACAAGUAGAGGAGAGGAGUCUGAAGUACUACAACUCUGACAUUCACCGGGCAGCUUUCAUCCUGCCAGAGUUUGCACGGAAGGCCCUGAGUGAUGUGUGAGACUGAGAAGCUACUUCCUCCCUUCAAGUUGGACCCUGAGAUCAUCAGUGAUGUGGGGACCUUCCUAGCAGACUACAGAUUUGCUCUCCACUGUGUGGGAUUGUUUAACCCCUUGCCAGCCAACAUUCCCUUUGAUGUGUCAUAACCCAGAUAAGACUAUUGAAAAGGUCCAGUGACUUAUUGCGUGAGGUCAAAACCGUUGUUUGCAGUACUGGAAAUGUAAGAUGUCUUCUUCCUUCCUCUCCUCCCUUUACCCACUCUAAAUUUGCCUCCACCCAACUGACAACGAUAUAUUUAUAACUGACGUGUAUUUCUGUCUGGUGAUCUUCUGAAACUUGGGAAGAGUCCAGGAGGUUCACUGACUCGGCCUUAAGCACAGAGAGCGAGAGCUUUGUGCACAAAGUUAGCUUGCUCUCUCCUAAUAGGAGCUCCCUGCUGCUGAGACGUUUUGACUGGUAACGGGUCUGAGCCUUCACAUCCCACUGCCCUGCUGUGAUGCCUGCGCUGUUCUGCAGCACAGCUGGAGAAGUCACAGUGCAAACUGUUGCCAUUCACAAUAAGUCUCCCUCCAACCCUGAUGGAGUAGCAGUAUUAAACGCCAGCACGCCAGGCUGGCAGCAAAGUCUUGUGGCUUUUUUUUUUUUUCAAUUGAUUGGAAACAGAAAUGCUGAGGUACGAACAGGCUGACUCCUGUUCUUACCUCUGCCAUCAGAAUGGUUCCAAAGAAUGUUUAUCAAUCAGGUGAUAGGCGCUUUAUAUAUAAAAGUAUAAAUAUAAAUAUAUAUAUAAAAAAAAAGAAAGCAAACCUUAGAUCCAUUGCCUGCUGUUAAGUACUGUUGCUGGGGAGGCAGUUGUGCUGAUAAAUCUCAUCUCAGUCUUGCUGAGGUGCCUCAGGCCUGGCUAUUUGCUAGUCGUUAGGAGGCAUCAUUACUUCUAAUGCUGCCCCCAGAAUCCCCAGAUGUGUAAGCUGUUUUUCAUUUUACUGUGUUGUGAGAUGGAUCUUCCUCCACAUCCACUUCUGGUUUAAAGUCUCUGUGCCACCACUGUGCAACGGGGAUCUUCUCAGCACAACCACUGUGCAACUGUCACUCCCUUGCAAUCAAUUAAACACUCGGCUCUGGUUAAGGUGA